Messenger RNA from Trichoderma citrinoviride, 450 nucleotides. RefSeq lists its product as hypothetical. NCBI's taxonomy places the organism in Eukaryota, Fungi, Ascomycota, Sordariomycetes, Hypocreales, Hypocreaceae. The coding region runs from base 1 to 450 and encodes 149 amino acids. The record is from RefSeq and is a predicted model, not a curated record. The transcript has 4 exons.
AUGUCGGACGGGCCCAAUUGGUCACACAGCAAAAAACGGCGCCGUUUGUCUCUGGGCUCAAUCGGCGAUUGGUGCGUCGUCGGCGGUUACAGAGGCGGCGAGGGCCAAUCAGGGCGCGUGCCGCUGCUCCUGCGCGUCGGGGGAACAUGGGGGGGCGGCUCCAUCGGGUUGCAGGGCGUCAGGGAGCCCCUGCCCGCUGUGGACGGCCCUGUAAUGAGCUGCUACCGAGGGGGGUACCGGGGAGUCGGAGGAGAUGCUCCGGAACACUCGAGAUCCGGCAUCCUGUUGCUCCGCAUGGCCUUGCAGCCAUUCUAUACGGGUACGGCAAGCACUUACACGCAGUCUCACCUGGCUAUUGUGAGGCACGCCACAGAAUUUGUGAAGCACGCCGCGUUUGGCCUGUUUCCCCCAGGGCCACCCACCCUUCCCUGCACGAACUCGCCCAUGUAA